Messenger RNA from Caenorhabditis angaria, 1265 nucleotides. NCBI's taxonomy places the organism in Eukaryota, Metazoa, Nematoda, Chromadorea, Rhabditida, Rhabditidae. The record is from the annotation of a GenBank genome assembly.
AUGUCAAACUUCACCGGAAUCACCGCAACAAUGAAUCCAUUGGCAGAAAUGGCACAAUUCAAGCAAAACAUGAGAGUAAGAACCUUUUUUUUUUAAAUUUCCACCAAAAAAAUCCGUUUUUCCCCCAGGAAGUCGCUGCUUCGCCAGAAUGGAGAACAUCGAAAUUGAUUGAGCGUCAAAGAUGGAAUCCAUAUUCGAUGGAGGGUGGUUCGACGGCCGCGAUUUCUGGCGAUAAUUUUGCGAUUGUUGCGUCAGACACUAGAAUGACGCAGAAUGAUAUUAAUAUUUUGACACGUGACGCCGAAAAGAUUCAUGUUUUGUAAGAAAUUUAGUUUUUUUUUGUUUCAAAACGAUAUCUUCUAUGCUCUAGGAACGAUUCAAUCAUUUUGUCAACCUCUGGCUUCUACGGUGACGUCAUUCAACUCCGAAAAGUUCUCCAAUCCCGCCUUCACAAAUACCGCUUCGAUUAUCGCGCUGAUAUGUCAGCUGAUCUAUGUGCCGAACUUUUGUCGCGAAACCUCUACUAUCGUCGCUUCUUCCCAUAUUACACCGGAGCAAUGUUGGCCGGAAUUGAUGAAAAUGGAAAAGGAGCGGUUUUCAGUUAUGAUCCGAUUGGUUGUAUCGAAAGAUUGGGUUAUUCUGCAAGUGGAGCUGCUGAGCCAAUGAUUAUUCCGUUUUUGGAUUGUCAAAUUGGACAUGUUACCGUGGCUGAGGAUUAUGAAAAACCUCCAUUGACUAUUGAAAGAGCUAUCUCUUUGAUGAAGGUGAAAAUUCGCUUUUUUGAACUUUUCGCGCCAAAAAGUAGCCCAUUAGUCUUCCUUUACUCUCCUGUCUCUUUAUCUCUCGGUUUUUUAUAUCAUUUCCCUGCUGCGUUUCCUCACCGCCGCCCCUUUAGUCUACCCGGUUAAGCUUGCGUUUACCGCCCAAAGGGUCACUGGUUCAAUUCCCCAGCUAUGAUUGAAGAUUUUUGUGCAAUGGCCGAGGUUUUUGGAGAGUAUCGUAGCCUGAGAAGGCUGUAACCCAACGGUACCAAUCACCAGAAGAUGGAUGAUUUGUGCAAUGUCUGAGCUGUUUUUUUUGUUUUGAAAAUAAAAAUGGGCAUUUUCAAUAGAAGUUUCACCUUUAAAAAAUUAAAAAUCGUUUUUUAGGAUGCUUUCCGUGGCGCAGCCGAGCGUGAAAUCUCAACCGGAGACAAAAUCCAUUUGGUGAUCGCUGAAGCCGGAAAACCGAUUGUUCAGAAAUUUUUGCCACUUCGCGAAGAUUAA